Molecule: messenger RNA, 2683 nt
Organism: Bombyx mori (domestic silkworm)
Lineage: Eukaryota; Metazoa; Arthropoda; Insecta; Lepidoptera; Bombycidae
Exons: 5
Coding region: 785-1585 (266 amino acids)
Biological process (GO): DNA-templated transcription initiation
Molecular function (GO): DNA binding; RNA polymerase II general transcription initiation factor activity
Source: RefSeq, a predicted model, not a curated record
UCCUUUUUGGCGGGAAUGCGCGUAGUUAAGUUGUGUGAUUUAUUUUGUCUAUUUAAUGUUUCUUCAGGUUUAAAUAUGUAAUAACGGUGGUUUAUUAACUGUUUAAUAUCUGUGAAAGUGCACAAAUAUUGGAAAAUGAAACAAAGCCGCUGGACGUAAUUUCCCGGGAUCCUCCAAAAGUCCACUGAAAAAAACUCAGUAAAUGACCACCAUUUUACUGAGAUUAUAUUUCAUCCCAUAUAAUUUCAUUUAAUUUCAUCCCACCUGAUUAAUGUCUCAAAUUAAUCAUGUUCAUUUCAUUUCACUUCGUAAUUUCAUUUUUCUCAAACUUCGAUUGUUGAUCGAAGUUCUCAAAAAUAAGACUUAAAUUAAAAUAAGAUUUACCAGGUCAUAAAAUCUCUUAAAAAAAAAGAAAUGAAAGGAUUCAAUUUUUAUCUGGACGUAACUUCUCGGGAUCCUCCAAAAAGUUCACUGAAAAAUGACCACCAUUUUACUGAGAUUAUAUUUCAUCCCAUAUCAUCUCAUCUCAUUUCAUUUCAUGCCAUGUCAUAUUAAUCAACUUCAUUUCAUUAUUUCAUAGAAUCACAUUUCAUAAAAAAAAAAUAUAUAUAUAUAUAAGAUUAGGCUGUAUGGUAUGAUACCGUUGCCUAUCCAUUUGGAAAAAUAAAACUACUACUAAAUUUUUGUAAAAUUUGUAAAUAAGGUGCUUUGUAUGUAUUGUAUUACAUGAUCUGAUCUACGUUGUUAUUUAUGAAUUGAAAUGCGACUAUAAACAUUGAAUAAAAUGGAAGUCUCUCAAGAAAAUAGGGUUGAAAAAGAACAUGAAGGUUCUAUCAGUGAAAUGUAUUCAACACCAAAAACACCAAUCAAAGCUCAAAAUUUUAGUAAAGAAGAUGCAGGAGUUUCAGGAACAAACUUAAGUUCACAAGUUGUUAAUGGGGAUGUUGCAUUAACUCCUACUAAUAGUUCAUUCACACCUCAACCACUUAAUCCACACAAUUCUAUGACUGCUUUAACACCUAUGCCAAGUGCAUCCACUCAAGCAAAAAGCAGUAUCAAGCUACAAAAUUGUGUUGCCACAGUCAGUUUAGGAUGUGAACUAAAAUUAUUAGAUAUUUACUGCAGAACAAGAUACUCUGAAUAUAAUCCUGCAAGAUUUCAAGGUGUUGUCAUGAAAAUAUUAGAUCCUCGAGCUACCGCCUUAGUAUUCAGAUCUGGGAAAAUAGUUUGUACUGGGACAAGAAAUGAACAUGAUUCAUAUGUAGCUGCAAGAAAAAUUGCAAGGAUUAUACAAAAACUCGGAUUCCCAGCAAAAUUUUUGAAUUUCAAAAUACAAAAUUUUAUUGCUACUGCUGACCUUAGAUUUCCAAUAAAAUUAGAAGCUUUACAGCAGGCACAUGGUCAAUUCUCCAGUUAUGAACCAGAAUUAUUCCCAGGACUUGUUUACAGAAUGGUGAGACCGAGAGUUGUCUUGCUUAUUUUUGUUAACGGAAAAAUGGUAAUUACAGGUGGAAAAUCAAGAACGGAAAUUAGUGAAGCUGUAGAUGUCAUAUAUCCUAUUUUAAGAAGUUACCGAAUUAGUUAACUCAUCUACGACGUAAAAUAUGUAACAAUUUCAUUUCUUGAAUUGUUUUUUAAAAUAUCAAAUUUUUUUUUAAUAAUCGGUAGGGCUUUUUUCCGAUUACCCACAUGAAUUACUAAAUUACUCUUUGCCGUCAAUCGCGAUGUCAAUCCGUUUAGCAACGAUCUUUCAGUGGACAAGGUAAGAGACAGACAUCUGUUACCUAGAUUUUUUAACAAAGAGAUUGCCGUCAGCUUUUGUUCCAUAAGCGACCUACCAAUGCUUUUUUUUCUUGCACGUCGAACUCUGCGGAGCCCGACGGGUACGGUUACCGGGGUCCCUAAGCCUGCUCCUAGUAUUAGAGCUAAAUGCGUCUAAUGCAAGGGUUAUUGGAUCUGUUGGAUCCAACCGACGGACGGCUAACCUGUAAACACGAGAUUGUAGGGAUUGGAGGGUGUCUAUGUGUGUGCGGGCUGCGUGAGCGAAACCCCAUACUGACGGAGUUUAAAUGUCUAUGCUCCAUUGUUCACGCCACAAAUAUUAUUACAACCUUGUGGUGUUCCAUUGCAAAGAAAAGGCUUCCUUCUUUCUUCUUUUAGUCACUAAAUCGAGACCUUAAAGUUUAGUGUCUCGAUUUUAUGAAAGAGUAGUCGGUCGCUCAGGAAGUUCGGUUACAUUGUAAGCAUUGUAUUUUAUGGCUCACUAGCAAAUUCUAGACCCCACAUUUCUUAAGCACUUUUUCGUGGUGGAAAGUCUACACUUAUGUUCAUAAAAAAACUUCAAUAAUAAACAUAAAAUUCAUAAGAAUAAGAAUAUGUUCAACCAAUGUAGUCUAUAUGUUCCCCUAUAAACACUUACGGAAUUUGAGUGGGGAGAUGGUCGGCUCAUCUGCUCAAAUAAUAAAAGCCCAUUUUCUACCAAUUAGAUACUCUACGAAACUAUUAUAACACAACACAGACAUACAUUUAAACAAAUAAAUGAAAAAUGUGUUUAGUUUUGAAUUAUUUAUUUACUUGUGUAUUUCAAUUUAAGUAUCUAAUGAAAAUAUAUAAUAAUUGUAGAUUUGUUUUAAUAAGUACAUGAUAUUUAACGAUUAAAUUAUAUAUGAUUAUUUAAAAUGCA